AUGAGGAACGUCAAGCAGACCAUCAUCCUUGCCCCCCUUGCCGCCGCCGCCCUCGUGGCAUCUGCCCCCCUCUCAUCCCGCUCUGCAAAUUUCAACUUUGAGGGUUGCGACUCUGUGCCCCCCUCAGCCCGGGAAGCAACCUUUAGCAUAGACGGUGGGGACUCUGCUCCACUGUCGGCCCGCGACGCCACCUUUAGCAUCAACCGCGAGGUGGCCCCCGCCGUGCCCCGCUCGCCGUCCUUCCCCUCGCCAGGCCUCCUGCCCUCAGAGACGCAGCAGCCACGCCUGGCGGCUCGCGACGAGCCCGCGGCAGCGGCGGCGGCGGCCAGCGCCCCCGAUACGACGGAGCAAAACGUCGCGGGGGGCGGCUACAAGCCGGACAAGGGCGACGGGUACGGGUACGGGGGCUACAAGGAGGACAAGAAGGAGAAGAAGAAGGAGGCGCUGAAGAAGGCGGUCGAGGGCGUCGCGCAGACGGCCGUCGAGGUCGGCCUCAAGGCCUACCAGGGGCUCAAGGCCGCCAAGGACAGCAAGAAGGAGAAGGGAGGCGGCUACGGGUAUGGGUAUGGUGGUGGCAAGGGGGGUGGCGGCAAUGGGUAUGGAGAGAAGACGGCCGAGGAAGAGGCCGCCACGGUUCAGCACGUCGAAGUUGCACCCUCAAAGGUGGACGCAUACUCUGUAGUGGUGUGUUGA
Pyricularia oryzae 70-15 is the source of this 693-nucleotide messenger RNA. RefSeq lists its product as uncharacterized. The transcript has 2 exons. NCBI's taxonomy places the organism in Eukaryota, Fungi, Ascomycota, Sordariomycetes, Magnaporthales, Pyriculariaceae. The record is from RefSeq and is a predicted model, not a curated record. Bases 1 to 693 code for a protein of 230 amino acids.